Trypanosoma grayi is the source of this 717-nucleotide messenger RNA. RefSeq lists its product as hypothetical. The transcript has a single exon. NCBI's taxonomy places the organism in Eukaryota, Euglenozoa, Kinetoplastea, Trypanosomatida, Trypanosomatidae. Bases 1 to 717 code for a protein of 238 amino acids. The record is from RefSeq and is a predicted model, not a curated record.
AUGCGGAAGCGGUCGCGGUCGGUGCUGCACGCGUACCUCCUCCCCAGCGCGCGGAGGGGCACACGCGCGGCAAAGCCGGUGUCUCGCGCCACAGCGGCCAACAGGGAUGUGGCGAUGCGUGCGGCAGUGAACUGCGCGUCUGGGGCCGCGUUCAACGCUGGUGACAAGAGAUGUGAGGCUGUAGUUGAGCGUGGGCGAGGCGCAGCUGAGUUUGUGCGUCCCGUCGACUGCAGCUCCUCUACGGAGAACGAAGCGGGAGUGAGAAAGGCGGUGCAGAGCGACGACAAGGAGUACGAUGGAGACGGCGACCACUACAGCAGCAGCAGCAGCAGAAGUGACGAGGCGGAGAGUCUUGACGGUCCUUACAUUCCAGCGGUGGACAGGCUGGGUGAUUUGCCCCCGUCGUGCCGCGCGGUGCAGAUGGAGCCGAACUGGCUCGAGCGCGCGGUGAUGCUUGCACGCUGUUCAAGUCGGCGCGACGAUGCACUUCACGUGCAUUUCGGGACCAGGACCACCAACAGUAACAGUCACGGCACUGAUUGCGGUGGCCUUGCCUGGCUCAGCGUCUCGCUCCCUGACCCUGCACUUGUGUGUCUCAACGGCGGCACGGAGGAAGAGGGGUGCCGUGCGGCGGCUGUUGCGGGAAUCACUGCUGCCUUCUACGCCUCGCGGCUCCGCGAGGGGAUGGGCGCUCAUCACUACAUGCGUGCCAGCUGA